This is a messenger RNA of Lactuca virosa, 2590 nucleotides long. The record is from the annotation of a GenBank genome assembly. NCBI's taxonomy places the organism in Eukaryota, Viridiplantae, Streptophyta, Magnoliopsida, Asterales, Asteraceae.
GAUGGGAAGAGCCUGCAAGAAAGCCUCGUAAUGCUUUCUCCACUGAGCCACUGAGCUCUAUCCCCUCUUCGCCCCAUUCUAUGCGUAGUGUGUGGACUGUGGAGAAUUCGUGUUAUCAAGAGAGAUUUUACCAAAACUUCAAACCCAAAACCCUACAAACAUGAGAACUUACAGCAGAAUUGGUCUUGCUUUCGUGAUCAAAUGCUUCGCGACGACGAUGAUAACGAUCAUCGUCUCGGCGGAGUCACCCCAACCUCCAUUUUCAUGCGAUUCUUCAUCACCUACACCACCAUACCCCUUCUGCAACGUCAGUUUACCGAUUCCCAACCGCGCUCACGACGUCGUUUCACGACUUACGUUAGACGAGAAAGUUUUGCAGCUGGUGAACGGAGCGCCGGGGAUUCCUCGCCUUGGGAUUUCCGCUUACGAGUGGUGGUCGGAGGCAUUGCACGGCAUUUCUAGACACGGAAAGGGUGUGAGAUUUAACGGGACAAUCACCGCCUCAACACAGUUCCCUCAAGUCAUCCUCACAGCUGUUUCUUUUGAUUCACAUCUUUGGUAUCGGAUUGGUCAGGCAAUUGGGAGAGAAGCAAGAGCAAUGUACAAUGUAGGUCAAGCAAAGGGGCUAACAUUUUGGGCACCAAACAUCAACGUGUUAAGAGAUCCAAGAUGGGGAAGAGCACAAGAGACACCUGGUGAAGAUCCAUUGGUUGUCGGAGAUUAUUCAGUUUCAUACGUAAGAGGAAUUCAAGGUGACAGUUUUGAAGGUGGAAAAAUCGAUCCAAAUUCCGAUCAUCUUCAAGCCUCCGCUUGCUGUAAACACUUCGUUGCCAAUGAUUUGGAUAACUGGAAAACCGCUAAUCGAUACAACUUUGAUGCCAAUAUUACUCAACAAGAUCUUGCAGAUACAUACUUACCACCAUUUAAGCAGUGUGUACAACAAGGGCAAGCGAGUGGAAUAAUGUGUGCGUAUAAUCGUGUCAAUGGCGUACCAAAUUGUGCUGAUUACAAUCUUUUAACCAAAACAGCUCGUCAAGCUUGGAGCUUUAAAGGGUACAUUGCAUCAGAUUGUGAUGCAGUUGCCAUUAUGCAUGAUGUUCAAGGAUAUUCCAAAUUACCUGAAGAUGCUGUUGCUAGUGUUAUAAAAGCUGGUAUGGAUGUCAACUGUGGUUCUUACUUGAAGAAAUACACAAAAUCAGCAAUCGAAAUGAAGAAAUUAACAGAAGCAGAAAUCGACAGAGCUCUAGAGAAUCUAUUUACAAUCAGAAUGAGAUUAGGUUUGUUCAACGGAAACCCUAAAACCGGAAUCUAUGGAAACUUCGGACCCGACGAUGUUUGCUCUGAAGAACACCAAAACCUAGCCCUAGAAGCUGCGCGAAACGGCAUCGUCUUGUUGAAAAAUUCCGGCAAGCUUCUCCCGCUUUCAAAAUCCAAAACCAAUUCCAUCGCCGUCAUAGGCCCCAACGCCAAUUCCACCCAAACAUUGCUCGGAAACUACGAAGGUGUGGCGUGUAAAAACAUCACGAUUCUUCAAGCACUUGAAAAGUACGUGAAAAACACACACUACCACCCGGGAUGUGUUGAUUCCGUGAACUGCACUUCCGUCGCCAUUGAUGAAGCUGUUGGAAUAGCAAAAAUGGCGGAUUACGUGAUUAUGGUGAUGGGUUUGGAUCAAAGUCAAGAAAGGGAGAAGCUCGAUCGACUUGAUUUGGUGCUUCCGGGGAAGCAAUCGGCGCUGGUUUCUGCCGUUGCUAGAUCUGCUAAAAACCCGGUUUUAUUGGUUUUACUUUGUGGAGGUCCGGUAGAUGUUUCGUUCGCUAAAGAUGACCCGAAAAUCGGGUCAAUUUUAUGGGCCGGAUACCCUGGUGAAGCUGGUGCCACCGCUCUCACUGAAAUCAUCUUCGGUGAUCAUAAUCCAGGAGGAAGAUUACCAGUGACAUGGUAUCCAAGGGAAUUUGCAAAAGUGGCAAUGACGGAUAUGCGAAUGAGACCCGACCCAUCAUCGGGCUACCCGGGUCGAACAUACCGAUUCUAUAACGGGAAACCUGUUUUUGAAUUCGGGUAUGGGCUUAGUUACUCGACCCAUACCUACAAGUUUGUUUCAAGUACCCAAAACAAGAUUUCUCUUGGCCCAAAUCAAGAAUUGGGCACUUGUUAUAUGUCCGUUUCUGAGAUUCGGGAGGAUUUGUGUGAGAAAGCUGAGUUCACGGUGGUGAUUGAUGUUGAGAAUGAUGGGGAGGUGAGUAAUCACACCGUGUUGCUAUUUGUGAGGUGGGAUGAUCAUGGUGAGGAUUGGAAUGGGCAUUUCAUCAAACAGCUGAUGGGGUUUCAGAGAGUGAGUUUGGGACGAAGGGGAAGAAGUGAAGUUGAGUUUGUUGUAAAGCCUUGUGAGCACUUUAGUAGGGUUAGAGAAGAUGGGUUGAUGGUUGUGGAAGAAGGGUCUCGUUCCCUUGUUGUGGGUGAUCAAGAGUUUACCAUUGAUGUUAUAUUAUGAUAAUAAAGAUAUAUAGAUGUUAGUGAAAUGACUAUAUUAUUAAAGACCAUUUUCUAGCCAUUGAUAAUGUUAAAAAUAUCAUUGUAUGUUAAAAAA